Molecule: messenger RNA, 4654 nt
Organism: Magallana angulata
Lineage: Eukaryota; Metazoa; Mollusca; Bivalvia; Ostreida; Ostreidae
Product: leucine-rich repeat protein SHOC-2-like
Exons: 17
Coding region: 880-2676 (598 amino acids)
Molecular function (GO): protein binding
Source: RefSeq, a predicted model, not a curated record
ACAUAGAACUAUGUCCGGUGUUUGAUGAUAAAAUAAUAACUAAACUGCUUCAAGAAUUGUAUUCGUAAUAUAUGUGAAGAUGCAAUCUUUUUAAUAUUUUAUGCACGGAGCUAUACAUUAGUUUUUCAUAAAUAUAGUAUCUGCUGUAUGCCCACACUGAGAUAAGAUCACAUAAGUGAAACAAAGAGUGAUAAACAACAUUUUUACUGUUUUCAUUUUCUGUCAGCCACGAAAGUGUGUCAAGCCUCGCUUUCGUAACCAAUGGAUGACUUCACGAGAGAAGAUCAUGUGCAGUUUUUACGGAAAUAAUAUUUAUUCUUGACGGAAGACAUUAUUGGAUUUUUUCUUGUUAAAUCGGAUCACAUUUCUACAUACUGGAAGGGGAAUAUAUUUUCUUGAAAUAUUCCAAAAACGCAGCCAUAGAUCUCUCUUAUUCUUUUAUUCGAUGAAGAUGAAUCAUUGAAGAUGAAAAGUUGACAACACGAUAAGCCACUUGUAACAAAUUUGAAAGAGCAUUUGGUUUCUUUUGUUAAGGGGAAUAUCUCAAACUUUUUACCAUGACUUUAUGUUUCAUAGUAUCAGUUACAUCAGUUUAAUUGGAUUACAUUAUUGCCAUUGCAUAAUAUUUAAUGAUAACGUGAAAUUUCCUGGUUUAUCCGUCAUCAUUUGGAAGACAGUGCUCUUAACCGGUGGUAAUUACCCCGAACGUUAGGAACUGUAUGUACUUUCUGGUGUUUAUGUCCAGAAUUUGGCUUCACAUUUUUCAGUGAAAUACAUACAGGAAGACUAAAAUGAUUUCGUUUACGCUGGCUAUUUCGAUUGGGAAACACAAACAGUCAAUGCGUUCACACACUUAUUUUCCAACUUUGGAAACAAAGUAUGUCGCGUAGACCAAAACAAGGAAACUCAACAGCUGCUGCAAGAAUGGCUAAUCAUGAUCUAAUGGACAAUCCUCCGUACUUAGGAGCUGGAGGUGCAACAAAUGUUGAAGUAGAAGAUGAUUUAUCUGGAAACAUGCUAGAGACAUGUAUUGAUGACACUGUGUCUUUAAGUGACCCAAAAGAAGGUGGCAAGCAUGAAAAGAAGGGCAGUACAGCAAUGAUUGCCGAUCAAAGAAAAGGUGUGGUUAUCCAGGAUAAAGGGGAACAGCACAAGCCACGGAAACUCAAACAACGCAAAAACAAACCAGAAUUUGAUGUGGCAAAAGAAUUUAAAAAGUGCAAAGAAGAGGAAGCAACUCGUUUGGAUCUUAGCAAAUCCCAGAUUACUGUGAUACCAAAUACAGUGAAAGACUUGUCACAGUUACAAGAAUUCUACCUGUAUGGGAAUAAGCUGGUCACACUGCCGCCAGAAAUAGGGGCUUUGACAAAUCUGACAAAGUUAGGAUUGAGCGAGAACUCAUUGACUACUUUGCCUGACACUCUUCAGAAUCUCAAGAAUCUCAGAGUGCUAGAUUUGAGACACAACAGACUAAAUGAGAUUCCAGAGGUGGUGUACAACUUGAGGUCAUUAACAACUCUUUUUCUUCGAUUUAAUCGAAUCAAGCAUGUUGAUGAAGCUAUUAGAAAUUUAACAAAACUAACAAUAUUUAGCUUGAGAGAAAACAAGAUUUCUAAGUUGCCUCAAGGAAUUGGCCAGCUGGUGAAUUUGCUCACGUUUGACAUUUCCCAUAAUCACCUGGAACAUUUACCGGAAGAGAUUGGAAACUGUGUAAUGCUGAAUUCUUUAGAUCUUCAACACAAUGAACUUUUAGACAUACCAGAAUCUAUUGGGAACCUCAAGUCACUUUCCAGACUUGGUUUAAGGUAUAACAGGCUAACAAGCAUCCCAAAAAGUCUAGCCAAUUGUGUCAUCAUGGAGGAAUUCAACGUUGAGGGGAACAACAUAGGUCAGCUUCCUGAAGGACUCCUCUCCAGUCUGACCGGUCUACGCUACAUCACCCUGUCAAGGAAUGCCUUUCAGUCCUAUCCAAGUGGAGGCCCUGCACAGUUUUGUUCUGUCUAUAAUUUGAAUAUGGAGCACAAUCAGAUCAACAAAAUCCCACUGGGAAUUUUCUCCCGAGCAUCGAGCCUCACCAAGCUGAAUAUGAAGGAUAAUCAGCUUACUUUCUUGCCAUUAGAUAUUGGUAGCUGGUCAAACAUGACAGAACUUAAUCUGGGAACCAACCAGCUAACAAGAGUUCCAGAAGAUAUACAAAAUUUAGAAAAAUUAGAAGUCCUUAUUCUAAGUAAUAACUUAUUGAAGCGUCUACCACCCAGCAUUGGAAACCUAAAGAAAUUGAGAGUGCUUGAUUUAGAAGAAAACAAACUAGAAUCACUACCUCAAGAAAUAGGACAGCUACAGGAGCUGACUCGACUUGUGGUUCAGUCCAAUCAGCUGACAAGUCUGCCCCGUGCCAUCGGAUGCCUGUCGAAAUUGGAAUAUCUUGGCGCUGGAGAAAAUAAUCUGACCUCUCUUCCUGCUGAAAUAGGCACACUGGAGAAUCUGGAAUCUCUGUAUAUCAAUGACAAUCAGGAGCUCCACAGCCUACCAUAUGAACUGGUUCUCUGCAGCAAUCUACAAAUAAUGAGCAUAGAAAACUGUCCCCUCAGUCAAAUUCCACCAGAAAUUGUCGCCAAAGGACCCUCUCUUGUAAUCCAGUAUUUACGGAUUCAGAGUCCUUUUUGUCCAAUAUGACGGUCAAGUCGCAUCCCUAAAUGUGAUAUCAUCCACUUAUUAGAGCGUCACAUUCAUGUUAUGGAAAGCAAGAAGUCGGCCAUUUUGGUGUGUUUUGACAUGGGAAAUCCAGAAGACAAUCACAAUUGAUUUCAUUUCUUGAGGAGGUUUCUAUUGAACUCGGCAACAAAAGCUGAAAAAGUCAAGCAUUGGCAUCCAACCAAGUGGUCAUUUUGGACUGAUUUUGUUAUUACUCUCUAGCUUUUUGACUGAAUGCUUCCCAUUCAUCCUGGCAUAAUCCCAUCCUAGAUGUAUUCCAAUUGCUGGCCUGUGUUCAGACAGACUGACCUAAUAGGUGUCCCAGGCAUAAUAAAAAGACAUCUGUGUGUGGACUAGUUACAGGGGAGAUGCCAGGGGUACCUGUUGAUCUGUCACUACAGACAAUUUCCUUUAGUGUGUUUAGACGUCAUGUUCGUACCACUGUGAUAAAUUUUAGGUUUGUUUUUUUCUGAGGAAAACUUUGGAGAUAAAUAUAUAAUCUUGUCCUUUGUGCUAACUGUAGUUACGUCAAAACAUUUUGUCAGAUUUAGUCAGUAUAUGUGUUGUUCUCUUGACUUAAAUAUUAAAAGGUUUAAUCUGUGUGCAAAUAAAAGUACCGUACUUUUUACUUUAUAUGGACAAGGUCAUGAUUUUGGUCAAAUUUAUUUUUUAAUUUUUAUUGUUUACAAUGCUUUAGUAAUGCAUUGACUAAUGGUCAAUCAAAAUUUGAGUGUCAGUCAUAGAAUUUUAAGCAGAAUAUAGAGCUCACAAUUCUUUUGUUAUGUAAACAAGGCUUGUGCCAUGUUUUUGUUUACAUGUUCAAUAAACAGUUAAAAGUUCUUUUUCAAGCUGAUUUUUUUAUCUGCUAUUUCGUUUUCAACAUAAAUAAACAGUGCCUAGUGUUUGUCACAUUCACUUUAGAUGAAUAAUUGGAAUUUUCUUGUUAGCAUUCAAAAGUGUAAACAAAAACCUGACCUGAGCUUUGUUCACACAAUUAAGAAUUGUGAGCUCUCGCUUAUAACUUGAUGACUGACAUAAAAAUUAUGGUUGAAUAUUAGAAAUGACUUACUGAAGCAUUGUAAACAUAAAAAACCCCAGAAAAAUAUAUUUUUUAUCAAAAUGGUGACCAUGCCACUUUAAGAUUUUGAUAUGUUCAUAAGAAGCUGAAUUUUUUUCAUUUGUUUUAAUAAUUUUGUUGUUAUUAUAGGUGCUUCAGAGUUAUUUUUCCCUUUACUGAUCUUCAAUAUUUGAAGUCAAGUCAUGGUAUGCCAGAGGAAAGAAUGUUUAAUUAUUAGUUUCUGUCAAAGACUCAAAUUUUUAUCGGCAGUAUUGUUUGUAGCCUUGGUAUAUAAAUGUAUGAUUACUGUAUUAUAUAUUUACCUUUGGAGUUUAUUUCCUCUUAAUUAUUGACAUUUGUGUCUCGAGCCAUGUUAUUGGUCCUCUCUGUGCUGAUACCAGUCUUUAGCUCACCUGAGCCAAAAGCUCAAGUGAGCUUUUCUGAUCACUUUAUGUCCAGCAUCUGUCUGCCUGCCCAUAAAGGAUUUAUGCAAGUUAAUCAUAAAUUUUUAUGAACAGAUGUUUAGAUCAUCUUGUGAACUGCAAUGCUCAAUAUGUGAUAUGACUAUAAAAUCAUUCUGUUACAAUUAAAAGGGGCUCAAAGUUUAGCAUGAAAUACCUGGAGAAAAAAUUGAAAAUCUUUUUAUACAGGAUGUAUUUUCCUACAUCGCCCAUAUAAUUUGUAUGUGACUCCAUAUAGCUGAUUUUAUUAUAGUUAUUGUUGCUCAGGUGAGCAAUGUGGUCCAUGGGCCUUUUGUUUUUCUUUAGCGAUGAAGUGUUUCCCAAACUACACCAAAAGCAUGAGCAACAAAGUUGUCAUAAGAUUAACAUUGAGUUAAUGUCUGUCUAGGUUUGAUUAUCUACUUGUACUUAUAUGAGCUGAGUAAAAAAGCUAACACAAUUA